CGUUUAUUUUUUCAUAAAUAAAUUUUUUUGUCUUUAAUUCCUCUUAUUUUGUUUUGGGUUUUGUUUUAUCCUUGCAGAUGAACGGUAGAGGCAAAGCAAAAAAGAAUCAAAGAUGGGAAAGUCUUCUUCUUUGAAGAAGAAACGUUCCAAAGAUUCAUCUCAGUCGCGAAAGAGGAAGAGAAGUAAGGUUAAGAGCAAGAAAAGCAAAUCCAAGAAACUCUGUCGUCGAAGAGAUGAUUCAGUUUCUUAUUCAAGUGAUACUGAGCCUGUUUCAUCCUCUACUUCCGAGGAUGAUUGUAGAAGUCGAAGGUCCCAGUCCCGUUACAGGAAGGGCAGAAAGAAGAGGUCUAGAAGGUGGUCCUACAAUAAGGAAACUUGUGAGGAUUCUCCUAAUGUGAAGAAACGUAGGGGGUCGAGGAGAGGUGAUACGAGGAAGAGAACCAGCAAGAGGAAGAAGUCUACGAGAGGUGGGAGUGUGAGUUCUUCCGGUAGUCGGUCGUUGAGUUGCUCAAAAUCAGAAAGGAAGGAGAAAUACGGAAGAUCGGAGAAGGUUAAAAGGGGAAGCAAGAGGAGGAAGGGCCGAUCAAGGAGUUUUUCUUCUUGCAGUAGAUAUAGUGAAGGAUCUGAUUAUUCGAUCGAGGGGGGAGUACUGGAGGAUGGCAAUUCGAGAAGGCUGAAAUCAGUUAUUACUGUUUUCGAACAAGUAAACGAAAGCUUCAGAGAACUGAUUGCUAAUGAGCCUAUAGAAGAUGUAUAUGAUCGUGAUGAUUAUCCAUCCUGCAGAAGCAAUGAUAGUAAUGAUGGCGGUGGUCAGAGGGAGUUACGGCAACAUACCCAUACUGUGUCUGAGAUGAUAAAGCCUCCAGAUGAUGAGCAAGUAGGAGUUUCUCACAUCAAAACUAGCAAUGCUGAAGAAAUUAAUGUUUCAAGUGUCACUGAUGGUUUAAAUGGUGACGAUAUUGAAUCGAUUUUAAGACAACGUACUCUGGAAAACUUAAAAAAGCUUCGUGGUGAGCUCCAGAAAAAGAUUAAUCCUCCAACUACUCAGAAUGAUAAGUCUCCUACAGCAGAUGAUGGUAGAGUGGUGGUAACAAGCCAAGCCAGCCAACAGAUUAGACGGCCUCUGGAUAGAAGAGACUCAUCCACUCUCCCUAAGGACGAUAGGAACACAACAAAUACGAGUGAUGAUGGAAAAUAUUCCAAGACUCGGGUAUAUUCUGUCUCUAAUAAGCCGAAGCUGGUUAUAUCACGAGUCGGACUUGAUUCACCUAAUACUUGCAAUAGUCAGAAACAAGUUGUUGUUACCCAAGAACCUUCUCAGGCCAGUUUGGUAACUGAAACCAGUGUAGACGAGGCUUCUGUUUCUAUUAGGCCAAAAUCUGCCAAGUCGCGAAUAGGACAGGAACCACCUAAUACUUGCACCACCCUAAAACAAGAAUUUGCUGCACUAGAAUCUCCUCAACCUAAGUUGGCAACCGAGAGCAGCUUGGGAGAGAGUAAUUUAACUGCCCAAACUGUGAGUCCCGAUGAGUGUGGUAAUCCGGUCGGUAGAUAUAAUGAUACCUGUGAUUCUACUUGCGAUAAGACAUCCCCUUCUGGAAACGUUAGCUCGGAUAAACAAGAAGAUGAGACAAAGGAUGGUUCACAAUUUCAGCAAAAGACGAUGUCCGUAAUGCGGGGUGGGGAAAUGGUGCAGGUAAGUUACCAGGUUUAUAUUCCUAAGAGAGCCCCUGCUUUGGCUAGGAGACAGCUCAAGCGCUGAGCCCAUUUGUUAAUCGAUGGAUUU
Hibiscus syriacus is the source of this 1786-nucleotide messenger RNA. Its product is annotated as probable ATP-dependent RNA helicase DDX46. The record is from RefSeq and is a predicted model, not a curated record. The coding region runs from base 113 to 1762 and encodes 549 amino acids. The transcript is spliced from 7 exons. NCBI's taxonomy places the organism in Eukaryota, Viridiplantae, Streptophyta, Magnoliopsida, Malvales, Malvaceae.